This is a messenger RNA of Globicephala melas (long-finned pilot whale), 3613 nucleotides long. It is a transcript of the gene ITPKC, whose product is annotated as inositol-trisphosphate 3-kinase C. Gene Ontology annotation, molecular function: inositol tetrakisphosphate kinase activity; inositol-1,4,5-trisphosphate 3-kinase activity. The record is from RefSeq and is a predicted model, not a curated record. Gene Ontology annotation, biological process: inositol phosphate biosynthetic process. Lineage: Eukaryota; Metazoa; Chordata; Mammalia; Artiodactyla; Delphinidae. Gene Ontology annotation, cellular component: nucleus; cytoplasm.
UAUCGGUUAACCCCUGCUUGGCUGGGCUGGCUGGAGCUCCGCGGGCCGGAACCCGCGAGUCGGGGCUCCCCAGCCACACCCCUCGCGGGAUUUAAAGGGGUAGGAGGGGCUGGGCCCGGUCGAAUCCCGAACCUAGGGAGCGGGCAUGAGGCGCUGCCCGUGCCGGGGAAACCUGAGCGAGGCGGAGGCUGGGGCGCUGCCGGGGACAGCCCGCAUGGGACUGGCGGCGACGCGAGGGGGGCGGCGGCGGCAGCCGGGGCAGCAACGACCUGGGCCCGGCGCAGGGGGCCCGGCGGGGCGGCCGGAGAGGGGCGGGCCCCGGGCCCGGACCGAGGAGUCCAACCUCCACACCGAGCCCGAGAGGGCCGGCCUCGGGCCUGAGUCGGGGACCGACGGACAGGCUGAGCCUGAAGCAGCUGGCUCCGGGGCGGGGACGGAGCGGCCCAGCCAAAAGACGGAGCCAGGCAGGUCCAUCCUCCGGACACAUCCAGAAAGGAGCAGCCACUGGUCAGAACUGGAGACAGCCGGUGACUGGACGGAGACUAGGACAGAUGGCUUUUGGACUGAUCCACACAGGUCUGACCUCCAGUGUCAGCCAGAGAGGGCUAAUCUCUGGGCACAGCAAGGGGUUGAUGGGCCCUGGGCAGAGCUAGAAAUACAUGGGUCACAGACGCAGCCAGAGAGGGCCAAGCCCAGGGCUGAUAACCUCUGGACCCACCAGAACAGGUCCAGCAUCCGGACUCAGCCAGAAGGGGCCUCUCUCUCAACAGAGCCAAAUGCUGAUGGCUCUCGGAAAGAAUUGUACACUGAUGGCUCCAGGACACAACCGGAUACCAAAGACCCCUGGAUAGAGCAGCACAUUGAUGGCUCCCAGAUACAACAGGAUACGGAAACAACCUGGAAACAGCUUGACAUCGAUGGUUUCCCAGCACAACAAGAUACUGAUGGCUUCUGGCCACAGCCUGGCACUGAUGGACCCCAGACACAAGAUACUCAUGGACCCCAGACAGAGCCUGGGACAGACUGCCUUUUGGGGGAGCCCAACCAAGAUGGUUCGUUAGAGGAACCAGAACACGGGGAGUUGGUGACUCAUCUGUACUCUCACCAGGAGUGUUGCCCCCUGACCCCUGUGCCCCGCCUCAUCAUCACUCCUGAAACCCCCGAGCCUGAGGCUCAGCCAGUGGGACCCCCCUCCCAGAUUGAAGGGGGCAGUGGAGGCUUCUCCUCUGCCUCCUCUUUCGACGAGUCUGAGGAUGACGUGGUGGCCGGGGGUGGAGGUUCCAGCGACCCCGAGGACAGGUCUGGGAACAAACCGUGGAAGAAGCUGAAGACAGUGCUGAAGUAUUCGCCCUUCAUGGUCUCCUUCCGAAAACACUACCCUUGGGUCCAGCUGUCUGGACACUCCGGGAACUUCCAGGCAGGAGAGGAUGGUUGGAUUCUAAAGCGUUUCUGUCAGUAUGAGCAGCGCAGCCUGGAGCAGCUGAUGCGCGACCCCCUGCGACCUUUCGUGCCAGCCUACUAUGGCAUGGUGCAGCAGGAUGGCCAGGCCUUCAACCAGAUGGAAGAUCUCCUGGCAGACUUUGAGAACCCCUCCAUCAUGGACUGCAAGAUGGGCAGCAGGACCUACCUGGAGGAGGAGCUGGUGAAGGCGCGAGAACGGCCCCGGCCCCGGAAGGACAUGUAUGAGAAGAUGGUGGCUGUGGACCCUGGGGCCCCCACCCCCGAGGAACAUGCCCAGGGUGCAGUCACCAAGCCCCGCUACAUGCAGUGGAGGGAGACCGUGAGCUCGACCUCCACCCUGGGUUUCCGGAUCGAGGGCAUCAAGAAAGCCGAUGGGACCUGCAACACUAACUUCAAGAAGAUGCGGAAACUGGAGGAGGUGACAAAGAUGUUGGAGGACUUUGUGGAUGGGAACCGCGCAAUCCUGAAAAAGUACGUGGCACGCCUAGAGGAACUCCGUGAAGCUCUGGAGAACUCCCCCUUCUUCAAGACCCACGAGGUGGUAGGCAGCUCCCUCCUCUUUGUGCAUGACCACACCGGCCUGGCCAAGGUCUGGAUGAUCGACUUUGGCAAGACAGUGGCCCUGCCUGACCACCAGACGCUCAGCCACCGGCUGCCCUGGGCCGAGGGCAACCGCGAGGACGGCUACCUCUGGGGCCUGGACAACGUGAUUCACCUCCUCCAGGGCCUGGCCCAUAGCUGACCUGCUUGCUCACCAUCACGUUUAUUUAUUGGAUGGUGCCCAUGUGGCCGGAGGGGCCCCGAGAUGCAUGGGGGCCUGAAGCCCAGGGAUGGGAAAAGUUGCACUGCACACCACGCAGGACCAGUGCAGAAGAUGCAGAGGGCCUUGGCGAUCAGGUGGCACCGCACCCUCGGGGGCGGGGAGGUUGUUAAGAGCCCGAGAGGUGCGUGCCUGGCUGGGUCCUGCGGUGAGUCAGAACCAGACUGGGUCCCCUGACCAGCCAGGAAGGCUUCUGAGGGGCUGCAGAGGCCACAACUAAACCACACGCCCUGAGAGAACACAGUGCAUGUACUGCAGGGCACGAGCGUGACCUCAGGCCUGUCACCACAUGGAUGACUGUAACCUCGGCCUCCUCGUCAGCCCCUCCCUCUACGAGCUGGCCCCUCGCAGGCCCGAGAACCAGACCUCAUUUGUGAGCAAAUGUAGCAGCCCUUGGUUGGCCUGCCCGGGGGAGUUAUAGCCCAGUCUCAUCAUCUGGGGUCCCUCCAAGUGCUGACAGAGGCUUUGAGGGUGUGGCACCCUGGGACUGGCUUGAGAGCUGCCACCGCUGGGCAGGGCCCAGUUCACCCUGUCCUACCCGCCCUUGGCCCCAUGGGCUCCUGCCCUGCUCCUGGGAGAACUCUGCUGACCCCCCUGCAGGCUGAAACCACAGCCAUGUCCCAUGCCAGCACUGUGACCAGCACAACCUUGUUCCUCAGGCCUCAGCCUCAGGACGUCCUCCUUCUGCCCUUUACCCUUUUCUGUCUCCUCCCUCCUAGCGGACUGUGGCAGCAGGAAGGGCAUUCAGAAGGAAAAGGGAAAAGCAGGCUUGGGAACCAGCUGCCUUCCUCGGGAGGGCCCCCAUCCCUGGCCUCUGCUGUGAAGAGGCCCCGCUUGGGCCUGUGGUGCAGGGUAGGUGGGCCUGCAGCCUGGUCCAAACCAAAGACCCCAGCACUCUGAGGUGUGGGUGGUGCCCCUCUGUCCUCCUCCUGCUCCUAACUUUGGGUUCCUGGCCUACAAGGCUGGGCUUGGGGAGGACAGGUGCCCCCCCUCUCCCUUAGCCAAAGCUCUAACGUGGUCUUCCGGCUGACGUGUGCUCCUUUUCUACUGACCAUCUUUAUACUUAUUUAUAUGAGAGGUAGUUGUUAAGAGGGGGCAGCGCUGGGGAACAGGAGGCAAAACUGCUUCACUGCCUUCCCAUGACGACACCCCAAUAAACAGCACAUUUACAGUCACCUUUGUCUUUUGCAUCUGGGGUCUGUGGGCUCAAAGCUCGUAAUUGGAGCAGUAGCGCUGGGUGGGGUGAUGGGAUAGUGAUGGUCCGGUGUAGAGGCAGGCUCAGAGUGGGCGGGUUCAUUCAUCCGCUUCACCGAGUUGCUACUCUUGUGCCUG